AUGGCCGCAGCUCCUGCUUCUGCGACGCUCGCCAUCUCCGACUCUCCUCCGCCCGGGAACUCGCCCGCAAAGGCUGAUGCCGCGACGGAGUCGUCCGCAACUCCCGGACCCCAGUCUGAGACGCCGAUCCGCACGUCUAACCAUGAUGUGACCGAAGUCCCGGACGGAGCCUCCAUCCACACCACGGAUGGCCGCGUCAAGAACCCUGUGCCGAGCAAGCUAAAGGGCAAGGCCGACAACAAGAAUGGCAACUUUGGCGUCAUGCACAUCGACAUAAAUAGCUCACAAGCUGCCCUUCGAAACGCUGCCGCAAAGCGCACGAGCGAGGAGACGGAAGCUGCGGCGAGGCUGGCUAACAUGCGCGGCUACCAGUCUAUCAAACGCAGCAAGCUGGCUUGGAUCCCGCCGUCUGAAUCGGAUCCGCGCUCCUCCGCCCCGACCUACGGGGCUUCGCAGAAUGGCUAUCUCAAUGCCCCCUACCCUCUGCCCGCCCGUCCCCUGGGGCCCCUGCCGCACGAGGCCAAGGCGGAACAGGCUCGUCUUCUCACAUUGCUGCGCAGCUUGAACCCCCUCGUAGUCGUGGAUCAGCUGUGCAAGGCAUUGGCCUACUUUGGGGGCAUCCCCGGGGCUCCUUCUUCUCACGACUUUGUCUUCCCAGAGAGCCAGCGCAACAAUGGUCAGGGUUCCAUUUUCGUCGGCUGGGUAGCCGAGAUAUUCCCUCCAGUCGAAGGAAACCCCACGGCCAUAGCGCCGCACCCCUCGCUUCAGAGCGCCGAAAUUGCCUCUGCUGCUGCUGCCGCCGUCACAGUCGCUUCUCCAGACAUGCCCGCUUCGUCCCAACCUUCGACCGUAUCCCAUCCCGCCACCGCUCCUCCCGCUCCUCCCGCUCCUCCCGCUCUUGCCGCUCUUCCCGCUCAACCUACCUCCACGGAUACAACAGCAGAAGCUUCGAAACCUCCAGAGACGCAGAAUGCCCCCGCUGCGACUCCCGUUAAGAGGCCGAGAGGACGGCCAAAGGGGAGCAAGAGCUCCAAACCUCGGAUCGACAAAGGCAUCAAGAAGUCGGACUUGGCGCAUCAUCACGCGUCCAGCCAGGCGGACGGACAGGGCCCACACAAUGCCCUCAACCUAUCCCAGCACGACCAGACUUCCAGCGAGCAGCGAAAUGGGCUGCAUAAUCCGGCCUUCCCCGGCGAUAUCCCAGCACAUCUGGACCCUGACUCCAGCAUCGUGAGCACUCCAGGGACGGGCAAGAAGAGGGGUCGACCGAAGGGGUCUAAGAACCGACCAAAGAACACUCCAGAUGCAAGCCAAGCGGCGACGGCUGCCGACGCUUCUCAAAAUCUGCUACCCGCAUCGACAAGCUCCCAUCCAAUUGCGCCCUCGCCUUUAUCACAUAAGUCCACAGGAAGUCUGAAUAAUAUUCCCUCCUACGCAACUUCAAUGCCGUCCAGGACAGACCACCACCAGCAACAGCAGCAGCAGCAGCAGAACCCCUCGCCGACGAUGCAAGAGAGCGCGGUUGGGCAGCACGGCGUACACAUGGCCGCGCGGAAUCCUCAGACGAGCCAGACAGCAAGCAUUCCGGCCGUCAGUAGCUGGGCCGGCUCGGGAAUGCAGUCUCUAGAUCAGUAUCGCUCGGCUAACAACCACUCGCAUCUGAAGAAGAGGAAAAUCGGCGACGCAGCGCAGUUGGCCAGGGAUUCACUAUCGGCACUCGCAGCCCCGGAUGCCUCCUCGCAGAUGCGCCACGGCGACGAGAGUUCGUUACAGAUGGCUCCCACUGAUUCGGCUGCCAUGAAGCGCCGGCGGGUGUCGCGUGAGUCGAUGCAGAACCCCAUGUUCAGCAAUAUCGACACCCAAUCCGGCCGCGUGGGCAUGAACACGUCACCAAUACUCAACAAUAACUACAACAGCAUCUCCCAGGCCAUGGCCACCAAUAAUUUUGACACUCAGCUGGCCAGUGCUGCGGUUAGGAAAGCGUCGACUCAGCAGCAUCUUCAGCAGCAGCAGCAGCACCCCCAGCGAUCGCCAACACAAGCCCAAGGCCAGAAUGUCAACCAGUCGCUCCAGAAUCAGCAACAGCCGCAGCAAUUUACGCCUCAGCGCCCGCAGCAGCAAAAUCCAGGGAUGCGCCCACCACAGCUUCAGCAGGGAGGACACAUGGGGCCAGGAUCCUCGAGACCUAGGCCGGGCCAGAUGUACGGCAACAGCCCUACAGGAAUGACCUCGCAAGGGUUCUACGCCCAGACGAGGCAACUACCAGGACAGCUGGGGCACGUCGCUGGCGGCGGCGGCGGCAGCAGCAGCUUUGCUAGAGCCACGGGCAGCGGCCAAGCGUCACAGUUUAGGUCGUCUAACAUGGCAAGGCAGAGCUCCGACGACCGCGCCGUCAGUCUGUCGCAGCAAGCGUCUCUGGCCAUUUCGCGCAGUCAGGCAGGCCAGCAGCAGCAGACGCCCCCAGCUCGCCACCCGUCGUCCGGCUUCACCAACGGCCAGCAAGCGCCCGCGACAUCGGCAUCUGUGCCGACGACAUCGAGCCUGAGCCAAUUCCAGAACUUUGCAGAGCACAGCUACCUGGACAUGGACUACGGGCUUAACGAGCGCGACGUCCAGGACGCCGCGGCGGCGUUUGGCGACUCGACGCAGCUGGAGGCGGCGCUGGCAGAAGGCAACAUCAGAGAGAGGCUUUACCAGGUCAUGGCUAAUCGCCAAUAG
This is a messenger RNA of Trichoderma reesei QM6a, 2718 nucleotides long. RefSeq lists its product as uncharacterized. The record is from RefSeq and is a predicted model, not a curated record. Lineage: Eukaryota; Fungi; Ascomycota; Sordariomycetes; Hypocreales; Hypocreaceae. The coding region runs from base 1 to 2718 and encodes 905 amino acids. The transcript has 3 exons.